Molecule: messenger RNA, 453 nt
Organism: Phytophthora nicotianae INRA-310
Lineage: Eukaryota; Oomycota; Peronosporomycetes; Peronosporales; Peronosporaceae
Exons: 1
Coding region: 1-453 (150 amino acids)
Source: RefSeq, a predicted model, not a curated record
AUGGCAAUGUUGGUGUCCUGGUUCCCGGGCAAUUUCCACAAGUACGUCAAAUCCGAUAAAGACCGCCGAUGUGAGCUACUGAAGGAGCUUUGUGAUGAUAUCAAAAGUGCUGGCCACUUUGAAUGCUCAGAGCGCGGAAUUGCUGCGAAGAUUAACCAGAUUUGUAAAGAAGUGGAGCUCGAGUUUCAAGGAAAUCACGAUCAAUCCGAGUGUUUCAAGAGUUAUCGUAUCUUCAUGAAUUUCUUUGGGUAUGUCGAAGUUACCAAGAAUACAGAAAUGCAAGGCAAAACAAAGUGGCGUCGUCGUCAGGAAAGCCACCGACGAAACCACAGUCGGUCUUUGGUUCGGUAUCCUCUGCAUGAGAAUGUGGCACGAAGUUCCAGUGACAGUGACGCUGAAACCAGCAAUCAAAGCAGCCAGAUGGAAGAAAACAGUGAGGACGGUGAUGAUUAA